AUGACCAACCAACAGGUGAUGGGCCUCAACGGAGAAACGUCUGACAAGGCAUUGCUGGACACCUUUGACUGCAGUCAUCCCAUACCUCCCGAUUCUACAAAGUACUUUGAGUAUCUCCAGAGCCGAGGGGUGACUCACUUCAAGGUACCGCUGUCAUGGGCUCAGCUCCUUCCUUCAGGCCUCCCCAGCCAGCCCCAGCAGGCUGUGGUGAACUGCUACCAGACCCUGAUGAAGCAGCUGCACCAGGUGGGACUUGAGCCUCUGGUCAUCCUUCAUGGAUCCACUGUACCAGACUCUCUGAGAUCAAGACAAUUAUACCACUAUGGCACAUUCCCACAAGACUUCAGCUGGGGAAUUUCAUCUUCAGCUUACCAGAUUGAAGGAGGCUGGAAUGCUGAUGGAAAGGGGCCCAGUGUCUGGGAUGAAUUCACUCACACACCCGGCAAUAUUCCUGCUGAUCCAAAUGGAGAUGUAGCCUGUGACAGUUACAACAGACUUGAUGAAGACCUCUACAUGCUGAGAGCUCUGAGGGUGAAGUCAUACAGAUUCUCUUUGUCCUGGUCCAGGAUCUUUCCUGAUGGUACUCGUUCAUCCCUGAACCAGAAAGGUGUUGACUAUUACAAUAGACUCAUUAACGGCCUGUUGGCAAAUAAAAUCACUCCCAUGGUGACAAUUUACCAUUGGGACCUCCCUCAAGCUUUGCAAGACCUUGGUGGCUGGGAGAAUGUCGACAUGAUUGACAUUUUCAAUGACUAUUGUGACUUCUGCUUUGACACCUUUGGUGACAGAGUGAAAUUCUGGCUGACCAUCAACCAGCCUCAUUCAAUUGCAUGGCUAGGAUAUGGUCUUGGAACGAUCCCACCAAAGAUUAAGAAUCCAGGAACUGCACCAUACAUAGUUGCACACAACUUGAUCAAAGCUCAUGCCAAGGCUUACCAUACAUAUGAUGACAAGUAUCGCUCAGUCCAAGGAGGUCUAGUAUCCAUUGCCCUCAGUGCAGACUGGAUUGAACCGAAAGAUGCCAAUGUUCUUCGUGAAGUGAGGGCUGCUGACCGCGCACUGCAGUUUCAACUGGGUUGGUUUGCACAUCCCAUUUUCAAGAAUGGUGACUAUCCUGAUGCGAUGAAGUGGCAAGUUGCAAACAAAAGUGAUCUCCAAGAUCUUUCAGAGUCAAGACUACCAUCCUUCACUGAAGAGGAAAAAAACAACAUCAGUGGAACUGCUGACAUGUUCUGUAUAAAUCAUUACACUACAAAGAUAUCAAGUCAUGUUACAGGUCAAGCUGUGGCAUGGGGCUUGAGAAGACUCCUCAACUGGAUCAAGGAGGAGUAUGGAGAUCCACAGAUUUAUGUUACUGAGAAUGGAUGGCAGAAAGAACAUCACACAGCUAUGGCACAGUGA
This is a messenger RNA of Acanthochromis polyacanthus (spiny chromis), 1401 nucleotides long. RefSeq names its product lactase/phlorizin hydrolase-like. Bases 1 to 1401 code for a protein of 466 amino acids. Gene Ontology annotation, biological process: carbohydrate metabolic process. NCBI's taxonomy places the organism in Eukaryota, Metazoa, Chordata, Actinopteri, Pomacentridae. The record is from RefSeq and is a predicted model, not a curated record. Gene Ontology annotation, molecular function: hydrolase activity, hydrolyzing O-glycosyl compounds. The transcript has 4 exons.